AAUGAACUCAAACCUUUGUAUAUUGAAUAUCUUCAAACCCUUAAAUCGUGUUAACAAACAUUCACUGUUCGGAAAGAAACGAAACGUUGAGCAAUCGGCACUAUCAAGAAACGGAAAGAAGCUAGUUAAGAGAACAGCGGAUAAUGUUAACCCCACACAGAAAACAGAAUCUCACAUAAAAACUUCAAAAACGAAAGAGCUAAUCGAUGAAUUCAACUCUCUGCUCUCUGACUCCAAGAAUUUGGCAUCUUCAAAAAAAGUGAGCCUGUCCUCUCCAACUUCAGCAAAGGAGAAACCAGAAAAACCAAACAACAGUGAGCUUGGCAUCUCUACAGCAUUUACAAACGUUUCCGUAAGCACAAUCUACACGAUUGAGAAUCAACAGCAUCUCUCAAAAACUGUUCUUUUGACAUGCAGAGAAGACGGACGAGACUAUCCAGAGUACCGAAUGUUUAAGAUAAAGUAUGCUUUUUAGGCAAUCACGCUAAAGAAAAGGAUCGUUAUUAAGGUUUCGUACAACUUGCAGCGCUCCGUAAGUUCAAACAUUCCAAAAUUGGACAAAUGAAAUAUAUAUAAAUGCAAGUGGAUUGGUAAAGGGAUUAAGUAAUGGUAGAG
Schizosaccharomyces japonicus yFS275 is the source of this 615-nucleotide messenger RNA. RefSeq lists its product as hypothetical. The annotation marks the transcript as partial. The transcript has a single exon. The record is from RefSeq and is a predicted model, not a curated record. Lineage: Eukaryota; Fungi; Ascomycota; Schizosaccharomycetes; Schizosaccharomycetales; Schizosaccharomycetaceae.